This is a messenger RNA of Caenorhabditis sp. 36 PRJEB53466, 2606 nucleotides long. The record is from the annotation of a GenBank genome assembly. NCBI's taxonomy places the organism in Eukaryota, Metazoa, Nematoda, Chromadorea, Rhabditida, Rhabditidae.
AUGACCGAUGAGAUAGUUGCGGCGCAAGCGGGACACGUGGCUCGUCGCUCCAAACUCGACGAACUUCUACAAUCGGUGGCGGUUGGAGGAGCUGCCCCCAGGAGCAACUCGUGGAGCCGUGAACAGCAAGCGGACAUGUUGGCGCAGCAGCUCACACAAUCUGCUCGCUCGCCAAGAAGCAAGGCAAGUCACGGCUAUCUGUCUUAUUUCGGUCAUCUUCCCGGCCGACUUCCCAUUUGCGCUCUUUCUUUUUCCGUUGAGUUACUACUACUACAAACACUCGGUUUUUUCUUCUUCUCACUCUUUGAAAUUCAGCAAGGCCGUCCAGCCUGUCUCACUUAAACUUUCCGGUUUCUCAAGGAAGUUCCCUUCUCGUGAAACGUUCUAAUUAUCGGAUCUACUUGGUUUCCAAAAAUUUGUUCGAAAGAGUGUGGCACAGUCUCACACACCUUGUUAGUCAAUUCAAUAGAGAGGAAAUGAAGAGGAAACCAGAUCCGACAUCCCCCGUUUCCCACACGCUGUCCUGCACACAAACAGAGACACGCACGGGAAACGAAGGAAGGCAAUGAGCGAACGGACGAACGUCAUCUGGUCAUAAAUGCGGGGAAAAGGUUCAUGGAGGUGUGAGAGUGCGGUUCGCUCUUCACAUUUUCCUCUUAUUCCCUUUCCUUUUCUUCUUCUCUCCUAAACCGCAAACUUACUCUACUUUCAGUUCUUCCAUUUCAGAACCAAUAUUUGGGGUGUGUCACGGAAAUGACUAAUGUGUAAAGAAUUUGAUUCGAUUUUUGGACAGUUCUCAUUUUCGCCUAAUCGAGGUCAUCUGAUUAUCUCUCUAUUCGCUAAUUUCAAAACAUCGCUGUUAAGGAUUUCGUUUUCUUUCUUCUUUUUCAAACGGCACAUGCAGUAUUUCAAUCUCAGACCUAUAAUUUCUAAAAGAAAAGGCGCCUUUCUUGUUCUUUUCUCUCUUGCGCCAACCAGGUAUCCGUCUGUUUCGUUUAUGAUUUAUUCAACUUCGGAGCGAACACACAAUAGAGCAAACCUAGUCACUUAUUCGCUCUUUCCACUAAUUUUCAAUUCGAUUCCUUCUUUACUCCCCGUGCGUGUUGUGUCCUCCUCUCUGCCGUUUGCCACACACUGCAUAAUAUGCAUUCAUACAUAUUCUGGUUCUGCAUUUCGCGGUUGACUCGCACUGAAAAUCGAUGAAUCAGGUUGUGUGUGUGUGUCUCUUUUUUCGGUCCUCCUAAAUAUGUAUAUGGAUCAUGAUCUGUGAAGUUUUCUACAGUUUUCUACUUCUGAAAGAAACUUUACAAAAAGUAACUGAGAAUUGGGUAUUGUCCAUCUCUGAGUGAGUGGGCGCUGUGUAACACUUUUAAAGCGUUUCGCAUUCUUAUUUUUCCUCCUUCUCCCACUUGCUUCACUUUUUUUCACUUUCGAACCAAACCGCUGAAAGCCUUCUUCUGGCUUCUUCUUGGUUUGGUCGGUCGGCCGCAAAUCCCUCUAACGCCACAAUUAUAAUGUGAACAUGCUCUCCCCCGAGACUUUUCGCUUGAUUUCACAGCUCAACCGCGCAUUCGCUCAUCUCAUCUUUUCGCAACCAAUCCAUUUCCCAUUCACACGUACACAAUAUGUGCACUUAUGGCGUUAUCACCAAUGGAAACGCAUUGAUUAAGUUGAAGUCGGGCGAUAAUGACACCGCCACCGUCGUAUCCGCUUCUUUGUUCAUCUCUCAAACAGUUGCAAAAGUGUCGGCGAUAUUUUGCUGAAAGUUGAAAGUGGGAGGUCUGAGAAGGCUGCUGCUGUUGAAACAGUAAAAAGCUUGUUUGACGUUCGCCUCCCGAGCCUCCUAUCCAAUCAAUUGCAAAGUGUCUCGCACUUCAACCAACACAAACUAUCCUCCUGCUGUCAGCAUUCCAACUGAAUCUAUACAAAAUUUGUCUCAAUUCUCAAUUGUUCAUUCUUUCAGAGCAUGAACCGUCCACGUGUAAAGGAGUUUGAGGAUGAGGACAAAGAGAAGCGGGACAAUGCGGAUGCGGCGUUCCGCGAGUGGCUCAAGCGGAAAGCGGCAGAACCAAAAACCCCUAGAGCGUCUCCGUCAAGGUAAGCUGUUGGAAAGUUUUAAAAAGGAAAUACUUGUAAAUUUUAUUUUAAACCAUGAACAGAUUAGAAUAACUUGUUACAGACUUGUCGAAAAUCCGCCCGGCCUGGUCUCAUUAAAAACUUUUGAGAAAAAUAUUGAUUUUUCAAAUGUGUCACUCGGAAAGUUGUUUUUAUUUCCUUGAAGUUAGCUAGUAGUUUGUUAACUCAAAAUUACAAAAAAAACUAUUCUGGAAAAAAAUUGGCUCUAAAAGCAUGUUUUGAAAUCAAAUGUUAGUAGUAAAACCUGGGCCAAAGGGCCGGCCCGCGACAAGUCUGACUUGUUAAGCUUCCGGAAACAAAUAAUCAUUUAUUGCAGGGAACAAAUCUCGAAGCAUCUCAAAGACGAAGCCCGUCAACGUGUCAUCAAUCAGUGGCACAACAACAAACGGUUCGCAACCAAAAUCGAGGCGUACAUCAAUGGAGCCUCCUCAGGCGGUGCUGUGAAGACGGAUGGAACCCAAACGUUGUAA